CAAAAUUUGCAAACCAAGCGCCAGUGUAAACAAAGGGGAUACAUGCGUGUGGAAUCACUGCAUAAACUGAAGAUUGGAUCAAAUAUAUAUAUAACAGAACUGGAGCUUCCUUUUUUUAGGCUAAACGCUACGUAAUUAACAAAAAUGCGCUACGAAUCGACCAUGUCAUAUGAACUGUUAUUUCUUCCUACAUCUAGUCCGUCUCCUCCUCUCCUGCCCUCCUCUCUCGCCCCUCCCUGCUCCCUGUAUAAGGGAGCAAACUGCCGGCGCGCCGCUGUCCCGCCUCCAGCUCCUCCUGUCCCGUCCGUGAAGCUGCAGCAGCGCACUUCUCCCUCCUCCUCCGACCUGCUGGGAGCGCCUGUUACUCCACGAUGUGAAAAAACUGAACCAGCCGGAUAAAAGUUAUUUUCAUGGAAAGAAAGGCUCCAAGUGCAGGACCAUGGGGUAUGGGCAAAUCCUCCACCGGCGGGGGAAUGAGGAGGACCAGGUCCACCUCAACGUGGGAGGUGUGCGGCAUGAGGUGGAUCCGGACACGCUCCUCCGCUUCCCUCACACGCGCCUGGCCCGUCUGCUGCACUGCCAGAGCGAGGCGGCGAUCCUGGAGCUGUGCGACGACUACAGCCCGACCGAGAAGGAGUACUACUUCGACAGGAACCCCCGGGUUUUCCUCUGUGUGCUCAACUUCUACCACACGGGGCGUAUCCACAUGAUGGAGGAGCUGUGCGUCUUCUCCUUCAGCCAGGAGAUCGAGUACUGGGGCAUCCAGGAGCUCUACCUGAGCCCCUGCUGUAACAACUGGUACCACGAGAGGAAGGACUACAUCGAGGACAGAGACUGGGACGUCAGGAGCGACGACCAGCAGCAGCCGAGCCUCGACUCUUCCUUCGAGGAGCUCUCCGCUCUCGAUAAGGACCUCGCCAAAUUUAAAGGCGCCUGGUGUGCAGAGGUGAGGAGCUACGUUUGGCUCCGGCUGGAGGACCCUGGUCACUCCAGAGGCUCAAAGAUCAUCGCCGUGGCCUCCCUCGGCCUGGUGUUGACCUCUAUCGUUGCCAUGUGCGUCCACAGCAUGCCCGAAUUUCAGCAGGUGGACGAGAACGACAGACCCAUGGAGGACCCUGUCCUCACCAUCCUGGAGGAGGUCUGCAUCGCUUGCUUCUCCGCCGAGUUCAUCAUCAGGCUGAUUGUUUCGCCCUCUCGCAGGAAGUUCCUCGGAAACCCCUUGAACAUCAUCGACGUCGCCUCGAUUUUGCCAUAUUACGCCACUCUGGCUCUGGAAACAGCCGACGAGGUGAGCGCAGAGGAGAGCGAGGACUUAGAGAACGUAGGGAAGGUGGUGCAGGUUCUGCGCCUGAUGAGGGUUCUCCGAAUCCUCAAACUUGCACGCCACUCCAUCGGGCUGCGGGCGCUGGGUGCCACCGUCCGCCACAGCUACCAGGAGGUGGGCCUGCUCCUUCUGUUCCUCUCCGUGGGGAUAUCCAUCUUUUCCGCCCUCAUCUACUUCGCAGAGAAGGAGGAGGAUGACACCGUUUUGGGGACCAUCCCAUGGGGGUGGUGGUGGGCAACGAUCACCAUGACCACCGUCGGUUACGGCGACACCUACCCUGUGACUCUGGCGGGGAAGAUAGUGGCCACCUUGUGCAUCAUCUGUGGACUGUUAGUGGUGGCUCUGCCCAUCACCAUCAUCUUCAAUAAGUUUUCAAAGUACUAUCAGAGAAACAAAGCCAUGGAGGGACAGAAUAUCACAAAACCCGAGAGACAAGACCCUGAACUCCCUUAUUAUAACAUCAGAGACCUGUUCACAGAGAGCGUUUACCCCUUUAUAGGAGCUUUCGCCUUCAGGAACAGUGAGAGCAGCGCAGGGGACGACACAGACGCCUCCAGUCUCCAGGACAUAGAGGUGUAUGAUAAUGACACUUGUGAAAAUGGGGCAGCAAAAUGAGAUUUCCUGCCAUUUCGCCGAGCGUCGCUCCCCUAUGCGACUGAAAUUUACUCCGUGCCUCUCAGGGCAGAGCGCUCCAUCGCUGACCGUGCCUCCCUGCACCGUCUUCCGCCUGCAAUUUGACAGAGAAAUAUCGUGGCCAUGAACUCUCUUUCUUUUUUUUCUUCUUUUUUAUUUAACAAGGGAACAGCCUGUUAAAUAUACAGCGUUGCUAAAAACCAGGAAAUCUAAGGAGAAAUUAUCCAAACCUUUGCUCGGAGGUUUGCAAGCCCAUUUUCUGCUUGAGAAAACUGCAAUGAUGCAUGUAGGAGGCCAUAAUGUUAAUGUUUUUUCAAAGUAAUGCCCUGUAUUGAUUCGUCUGCUCGCUGAAAGUCCAGAUGGAUGGAGAAGUCUAGAAUGUCAACAACAAUAUUUGAUGUUUAGAAAUGGUAUUAUAGAUCUAUAAAUCGACUGAUGUUACACAGUCUGCAUGAACAACAAUGGAUGCAUCUUGAGAGAGAGAGAGUGAUGUAAAUAGUUGUGUGGAAAUUAUGCAAUAUUAUCGAUGCUGAUGAAGAGAGGCUGCACAACUCUCUCACGGCACUGUGGGAAAGCACUGAUAUGCCAGAUUACUGUGAUUACAUUUUUUUCUUGUUUUGGCAUGCUGGGUGACUCCUGGUGGGUAACUCAUGUUGACAUGAAAUAAAACUCAGUGAACCAGAA
Messenger RNA from Acanthopagrus latus (yellowfin seabream), 2641 nucleotides. RefSeq names its product potassium voltage-gated channel subfamily S member 3-like. NCBI's taxonomy places the organism in Eukaryota, Metazoa, Chordata, Actinopteri, Spariformes, Sparidae. Gene Ontology annotation, cellular component: membrane; voltage-gated potassium channel complex. The record is from RefSeq and is a predicted model, not a curated record. Gene Ontology annotation, molecular function: protein binding; voltage-gated potassium channel activity. Gene Ontology annotation, biological process: protein homooligomerization; potassium ion transmembrane transport. The transcript has 2 exons. The coding region runs from base 440 to 1939 and encodes 499 amino acids.